This is a messenger RNA of Cyanidioschyzon merolae strain 10D, 1098 nucleotides long. RefSeq names its product similar to biotin holocarboxylase synthetase. The transcript has a single exon. Gene Ontology annotation, biological process: protein modification process. Gene Ontology annotation, cellular component: cytoplasm. The record is from RefSeq and is a predicted model, not a curated record. Gene Ontology annotation, molecular function: biotin--[biotin carboxyl-carrier protein] ligase activity. The coding region runs from base 1 to 1098 and encodes 365 amino acids. Lineage: Eukaryota; Rhodophyta; Bangiophyceae; Cyanidiales; Cyanidiaceae.
AUGACGAGCGACAAGUUCGCUUUGCCCCGACGUCUUCUGGUCUACUGUGACUCAUUGGCCCGACGGCAGCGACUCCUGGAGACGCAUUCAGCGACACUGGUGCGUUUACGGGAUGCGGGCUAUCUGGUGCAGUUGCCGCAAGGCUGGAAACCGGAAACCACCGCUGACUCGACCUCGGGCGUUGCGAGCGGAAACGUCACCGCUUUCGCAGUGCACUCCUUCUUCGUCGAGCUGGAACGCUAUCGACAUCAACAGCAACCAGGUGCUGCCUGGGUCGGACAUACGCUCGUCCACGCACCUCUGCUCGAGUCGACGCAAGACCUGAUACGAUCUUUUGCGUUUCCCGACGGCACGGUUGUCGUGGCAGAUCGUCAAGUUUCGGGUCGAGGGCGGCGUGGUGCGACCUGGGACUCGCCCGGUGGAAGUCUCGCGUUUUCGUUGCAACUGGAGCUGCAGAAUGGGUGCGAUCAACCCGUGCAGUUCAUUCAGUAUAUCGCUGGACUUGCGUUAGCGGAAAGCAUUCCCAAUGAAAGUCCCGAGGCCGAGCAGGAGGCAGCGCGAGCGUUGCAUAUCAAGUGGCCGAAUGAUCUCCUUGUGGACGGUCUGAAAGUCGCCGGUAUCCUGUGUGAGUCGAGCGUGUUUCGUGAUCGCUUCACCGUCUACGUUGGUAUUGGCGUGAACGUUGCCAAUGCUGCUCCAACUGCUGCGUUGGCGCAGUUUUCAUGGGCAAGUGCUUUGACGCGAGAGCGGUUGCUUGCGCGUUUUCUGGUAAGGUUUGAACGCUUCCUGACUAUAUUUCUUGAUAAGGGCUGGGUGGCAUCGGGUCUUGGGGCUCGCUAUACUGCCAGGUGGUUACAUCAGCGACAGCUCGUGCUGCUCGCGGAGACGAACCAGCGCGGGCGAAUCAUAGGUCUGAGUCAACAGGGCUGUUUGCUCGUUGAACUGGACCCGUUGUCUGGAGAACGUGGUCGCUCUGGGGCAUCUGCCAUCGCUGGUCAGGCACAGUGCGAAGCAGGGACAUGUUCCCAGUAUAUUGAAGUGGAGCCAGAUGUCUCCAGUUUUGACUGGCAGCGUGGAAUCGUGCAACGCAAGCAAUGA